AUCUUUUCCUUCCAAAAUCUCAAACACUAUCUCACACACCUCACCGAGUCGAAGACAGAGACAGCGACACAGGUUUCAGUUCAUUCAGCCUAAUCCAAUUUAGGGUUUCGGUUCUCAACCCAAUUUCUCACCCUUCGAAACCCUGAAUCUUGGAUCAGGUUUGAGCUAUUUGUUUGGUUGGAUCGUCUGUCUCGGAGAAUUAAGUUUUAUGUCUGAAUUAGACGCUCAGAUUCCUACUGCCUUCGAUCCUUUUGCUGAGGCAAAUGUUGACGAGUCGGGUGCUGGGGGUGCUGGGACAAAGGACUAUGUGCAUAUCCGCGUGCAGCAGAGGAAUGGCAGGAAAAGCCUGACAACUGUUCAGGGAUUGAAGAAAGAAUUCAGCUAUAACAAGAUACUGAAGGACCUUAAGAAAGAGUUCUGUUGCAAUGGUACAGUUGUUCAGGACCCAGAACUUGGACAGGUUAUCCAACUUCAAGGUGAUCAGCGGAAGAAUGUUUCUACCUUCCUAGUCCAGGCUGGUAUCGUGAAGAAGGAUAAUAUCAAGAUUCAUGGUUUCUGAGCAGCUUGGAACUUAAGGGUCAAGCUUAACUGCCUUUGUGCUGGGCAUAUAGAUGAUCUGAGUUUAUAUGUGACUGGUAUUUCUAGUGUGUUUUGGUGUUCUACCGUGUGAUGUUGGAUUAUGGGUUUUAUAAUACUCUAUGUGUGUGUUUUUAAGACAUAUAAAAACAGUUUAAUGUAGUCCUAUUCUCUCA
Molecule: messenger RNA, 752 nt
Organism: Lotus japonicus
Lineage: Eukaryota; Viridiplantae; Streptophyta; Magnoliopsida; Fabales; Fabaceae
Product: protein translation factor SUI1 homolog 1-like
Exons: 5
Coding region: 209-559 (116 amino acids)
Biological process (GO): translational initiation
Molecular function (GO): translation initiation factor activity; RNA binding
Source: RefSeq, a predicted model, not a curated record